This is a messenger RNA of Colossoma macropomum (tambaqui), 1785 nucleotides long. It is a transcript of the gene zic2b, whose product is annotated as zic family member 2 (odd-paired homolog, Drosophila) b. Gene Ontology annotation, molecular function: DNA-binding transcription factor activity, RNA polymerase II-specific; RNA polymerase II cis-regulatory region sequence-specific DNA binding. Lineage: Eukaryota; Metazoa; Chordata; Actinopteri; Characiformes; Serrasalmidae. Gene Ontology annotation, cellular component: nucleus. The transcript has 3 exons. Gene Ontology annotation, biological process: central nervous system development; regulation of transcription by RNA polymerase II. The record is from RefSeq and is a predicted model, not a curated record. The coding region runs from base 1 to 1164 and encodes 387 amino acids.
AUGUUACUGGACUCCGGUCAUCACCAGCUCUCCGGCUUGUCCUCACUAAACGCGGGCGCGUUCUCGCCCCACGACCGCGAGCUGGAGCUCGCUCAGGGCUACGGGCUGCUGGGCGCGCGCGCGCACUUCGGUGCCGCGCGCGCGGACUUCUUCCUGCGCGGCGGCGGCGGCGGCGCGGGCGGGUUCAGCGAGGCCGGCGUCGGCGCGAGCGCCGCUCACCAUCACCAUCAGCAGCAGCACGCGAUGUUCGGCCACGGGCACGCGCAAACGGACGGCCACCAGGGCGCCGUCGGGCACGCGCUUUUCCCGGGCUUCCACGAGCAGCAGCAGCACCACCAGCCGCAGCAGCAGCACCAGCAGCAGCAGCAUCACCUCCACGCGCUGAACGGGAGGCUCGACGUUUUCGCGCGCGCAGCCGCUGCAGCCGCGGCCGCCGACCCGUAUGGCCAGUACGGGCUGAACGUGAACGUGAGCGCGCACCACGCGCACCCGUUCUUCCGUUACGUGCGCCAGCGGUGCGCCGAGCGCGAGCUCGAGCUGGCGUGCAGGUGGACGGAGCGCGAGAACCAGCGCGAGCGCCCGUGCGGCAGGACCUUCGGCACAAUGCACGAGCUGGUGGCGCACGUGUCCGCCGAGCACGUCGGAGGACCCUCCGAGCACAGCGAGCAGCACGUGUGCCGGUGGGAGGAGUGCGCGCGCCACGGCAAACCCUUCAAGGCCAAGUACAAGCUGGUCAACCACAUGCGCGUGCACACCGGCGAGAAGCCCUUCGCGUGCCCGUUCCCCGGAUGCGGCAAAGUCUUCGCGCGCUCCGAGAACCUGAAGAUACACAAGAGAACGCACACAGGCGAGAAGCCCUUCAUGUGUGAGUUCAGCGGAUGUGACCGGCGCUUCGCCAACAGCAGUGACCGGAAGAAGCACAUGCACGUCCACACGGCGGACAAGCCGUACCUGUGCAAGCUGUGCGACAAAUCCUACACGCACCCCAGCUCCCUGAGGAAACACAUGAAGGUUCACGAUGAGCAGAGUGCACUGAAGGAGGACUGCUCUCCAGGAGGAAGUUCAGGUUAUGACUCCUCCAGUGUGGUUUCUCCAGGCUCUGAGGCUCAGGACGUUCUCUCCCCAGACCCCCCCAACAACAACUUCAGCGAGUGGUACGUGUAGAGGAACUACACAGACCCAAAGUACUGUUCAUACACCACUAAUGAAGGUUUAGACCACUUUAUUCAUCACUACUGCACUGGAGCGAGCGGAGGCGGAGGAGAGUCUCUUAUCCUUGUAUAAUAUGUAAUGAAGGCUGUUUUUUUACUUUAUGAAGAAAUGAAUAUGAGCUUUUCUCUAAUGCCUGACAGAUGGAUGUACUCUGUGUUUGUGUUUUGCUGUAAUAAAUCAGGAUCUUAUGUUCAGAAAAGUUUACAGUACACCCUGAAGGCUCUGAGGACUCUUUUUGUACAGAGUAUAUAUGAACUCCGACUGGAGAAACUGCCAAAAUUGAAGUGAAAAUGGACACUUACUUCGUGAGGAGAAAAAAAAAUCUGUGGGACUUUUAUUAUGUAAGAUUUGAUAAAAGUGACAAAUGUUUUUACAGAUGUAUCUGGCGUGCCAUUUUAUGGUGAUGUUCUGUGGAAAUCAGUGAGUGCUGUGUUUAUAAAGAUGCAAAGAUAUAUUUAUGUUACUUUUUUCUGACCCAAAAAAUGUGUACAGUGAUGUUGUGCUUAAGUGUUUUGUUAAAUAAUGUUUCUCAGUUUUAAGAUAUAAACUUUUGCGAUAGCCUAUGUAAAAAAA